Closterium sp. Naga37s-1 is the source of this 627-nucleotide messenger RNA. The record is from the annotation of a GenBank genome assembly. NCBI's taxonomy places the organism in Eukaryota, Viridiplantae, Streptophyta, Zygnematophyceae, Desmidiales, Closteriaceae.
AUGUCUCGCGCCGUGAUCAACGCUAACCGCAGGGAGCAGGAGCACUUUCACGAGCUGACGAAACAGCUAGAAGCGGAUAUUAUCGAGGCGGUGGCGCGAGUGGAUAGCCUAAUGGCGGAGGAGGCGGAGGCGCGGCGGCAGCGGCAGCACGAGGAGGAGUGCGAGCUGGUGCGGCGGCAGAUCGCCGCGCAGCCUGCGCGCGCGGUUUCAGAGGCGCGGAUCGCGGCGCUGGAGGCGGAGGUGGAGGCGCUAGAGGCGGAGAACGUGGGCGCGGGGAGGGUGGUGGAGCUGCGGCGGAAGCAGUUCGCGCUGCUGAUGCACACGACGGAGGAGCUACAAGGAGCAUUGGAGAAAGACCCUUCAAGAGAGUUGGCGGCAGUGGUGGCAGCAGGAGGGGGAGCAGGAGGAGGGAUGGAGGAGCUACAAGGAGCAUUGGAGGAGGACCCUUCAAGAGAGCUGGCAGCAGUUGUGGCGGCAGGAGGGGGAGGAGGAGGGGGGGGAGGGGUGCCGGUGGGUGCUGGUAGGCCGUCUGCUGCAGCAGGGGUUGAGGGGGACAGAGCAGCAACCCCGCCACCACCCACUCAAGUAGAUGCCUCGGGUGCUUCCCCCAUGACAGUUGACUCGUGA